Molecule: messenger RNA, 755 nt
Organism: Sipha flava (yellow sugarcane aphid)
Lineage: Eukaryota; Metazoa; Arthropoda; Insecta; Hemiptera; Aphididae
Exons: 3
Coding region: 158-664 (168 amino acids)
Source: RefSeq, a predicted model, not a curated record
UUAUUUUCCUGAAAAAAAAUAAAGCCCAAAAAACAAUCGUCAACACCAAUUAUUAUUAUAUGAUACACUAACCACCUCAGUGUUGGAAAUGCACAGCUAGCUGACAGCAAAUACAACAUUUGUUUACAGUUUAGCGGACAAACGAGACCUGAAUAAAAUGGUACACGUAAGAACAAUUUUGACGAUAUCCAUCGCGGUCAUUGCCGUUAACUACAUUGGAUUCACCGAAGCAGGAAAAGCCACUAAAGAGCGCAUAAUGAAUUUGGAAAGACGCGCUAUGGCUCACACGGAAAAAUUGAAACCGCACGAGGGAAUGUUACAAUCGAAAUACGGUUCAAUGUCAGAACCCAUGGUCGAUCAACUGAAGGAAAUUAAUAACAUCAUACUCGAUUUUAUCUUGAACAGCGAAAAAUUCCAAUCGUAUUUGAGUAGUAUAUUCGAAACGUUAGGAAAAUAUGCAGAGAGACAAAUUGUGUCUAGAGUGACAAAACUAGAAGAAAUUUAUGAACAUUGGGAAAAAACAAAUUUCCCAGAUAAAAUGAAUGCAGAAAGAGCUAAACAAAUUCUGGAAGAUAUCAAACAACAAAAUAAGCCUAAGAACGUAGAAAAAGUUGUAAAAAAUAGAUUCUUAUCUAAAAAGAAAGGUUCUAGAAAAUAUGAAUAGAAAUGUUUUCAUAUAUAAUGGCCAAUAUCUCAAAACGGUUGAAUAAAUAUUGCUAUACAAACUAAAUUAUAAUCCUUCAAUUAAAAAGUAA